Molecule: messenger RNA, 1365 nt
Organism: Caenorhabditis elegans
Lineage: Eukaryota; Metazoa; Nematoda; Chromadorea; Rhabditida; Rhabditidae
Gene: lin-46
Product: MoeA N-terminal and linker domain-containing protein
Exons: 5
Coding region: 37-1212 (391 amino acids)
Biological process (GO): Mo-molybdopterin cofactor biosynthetic process; molybdopterin cofactor biosynthetic process
Molecular function (GO): molybdopterin molybdotransferase activity; molybdopterin adenylyltransferase activity
Source: RefSeq, marked reviewed
GUAAAACCAAGAAUUGUAUCAGUGGGAGUCAAUCCAAUGAGUUCUUCAGGAUUGUUAAAACCUGCAACACUUGAUGAUGUUUUUCAAAAGUUGGAAGAUCUCUGUAAACUGUUUCCACCACAAGAAAAGACUGUCAAUGUGACUUCAUUGAAGACAGGAAGAAUUCUUGCAGAGGACAUAAUAACAGAAUACGAUAUUCCAGCACAGAGAACUUCUAUUGUUGAUGGAUUUGCUAUUAUAGUCAAUCAACUCGGAACAAAGAGAGAGAUCGUUGGAUUAUCCACUGCUGUAACACCAUAUAACGCAGAGUUAAUAUCUAACGAAUGCGUUAGAAUAACCAUCGGAGGAGUGGUGCCAGAUGGUGCGGAUACUGUAGUUCCGAUUGAAAAUGUAGCUUUAUUGAAAGAAGAAAAAUGUAUCGAAGUUUUGAGAAAACCUAAAGAAGGCGACAAUAUAAGAGAAGUAGGAUCAGAAGCUAAAACUGGUGAAAUUUUGCUGAAAGAUGGUCAUCAUCUAGAUACUAUGUCAAUUACUCUUCUUCAUGCUCUUGGAAUUUCUCAAGUUGAAAUCUACAAGAAACCACGAGUAUGUGUUCUAUCAAUUGGAAGUGACCUAAACUCGAAUAAAAUGUACGGAAGCUUCAACCGCUCUCAACUACUAGAACUCUUCCAAUCUCAAGGUUUUACGGCAAUUGACGCUGGAAGUUCAACUGAGCAUAUUACUGAAGUUGAGGAAAAAAUACGAACGGCUGCAAGUUUUGCCUGUGUGCUUGUGACUGUUGGAGGAGCACAGGUGAUACGGGAAGUAGCUAAAACGUUGAAAUUCAAAUUUGAGAUUCAAGAUGUAGACUCAACUCCAGGAAACUUCACCGUUUCGACUGGAAAGAUUGAUGAAACCCCUGUAGUGCUUUCAAUUUUUCCAGAAUAUCAUGUUUCAUCUUGGAUUGGAGCAAAUCUGUUUGUUUCACCAAUUUUACGUGCAAUGGAAGGGCAAAAUUCUGAAACAAGCCAUAGGUUCAAAGCUGAACUGACACAACCUAUAUCGAAAACGUCGGAGACAAGAUUUUUGCGAGCUCGAAGCGAAGUUUCUAAGGGAAAUCUAAUUUCAACACCACUAGGCUGUGAAGAUAUCUUUGGAGCUAAUUCGAUUUUAGAAGUAAAAUCCAACACUUGUUUUUCGGCCGGAGACGUGGUUGAUCUACGCUUUGCAUGAAAAUUCACCAGUAUCAAUAUUUCCUUUUUUUUUGUUUUUACUCGGUGCUUUUAUACCUCCAUUCUGAUAUGAUCUGUAACAUGUUUCACUUUAAAAACAUCUAAUUUUCAAUGAUAUUUCAUAGAAUUCAAUUGAAAUAAAUUCAAUGUCUAC